CAAAGAGGUCUCUAAAAGGAUCAACAGUUUCUCCAGCACCUAUUAAUCACCAGUUUUAAAAGAUGGCAACUAAGGGUAAUAAUCCCAUCGAUCAAGAUUCCCAGAAGAACUGCGAAGAGAAGUCUUUAGAAGCCAGAUCAAGGCUUCAUCCAAAAAAUAAAGAUGAUGACUUAAACACUUGCGACAUUUGUGAGAGCAUUUGCGUUGGGAUUAUAAAUUAUAACUUACAUCUAGCUGGAAAGAAGCACAGAAAGAUGGAAAAUAAAAUAAAGCUUAUGAAAGAAAUAAGGAAAGGUGGUACUUUAUCAGAACCUGAGCAUGUGGAUAAAAAGAACUUGUUAUUAAAUGACCUUAACGUUGAUAAAAAAUUUACUUCUUCUGGAAUAAGGUGUGACAUUUGCAAUAUGAAGUGUUCAGGCCCAGAAGCGUUUACCCAACAUCUCGCAGGAAACAGCCAUAAAAAGAAGUUGGCCAAGCAAGAAUACAUUAAGAAACAUGCAGCUCUUAAAAAUAUUUCGGGCUAUUACAGUUGCAAUAUUUGUGAAAAAGAAUUUUCAGGACCAUUCUGUUAUCAAAAGCAUUUAGAAAGCAUUUCUCACUUGAAACGAAAGGAAAAUUUGGAAGAGUUAAGUAAACUCAGUGAUCCAAUUAUUAAUCCCAAAGAAAGUAGAAAUUUACAAUGUAGAUCCUGCAAGAAAAGAUUUUCGGGAAUAAUUCCGUUCAACAUUCAUCUAAAAAGUGCUGCACAUAAGAAAUCUGUGAGGAAGAGUGCUAUACUUACAGAAUUACAAACGAAGCAUCCCGAAUUGGUGAUGCGACCUGCUGUGGACCGUGAUAAUAGUAAAGUUGAAGAUAUGCUUGUGUGUACAGUCUGCCAUGUUGGUUUUUCAGGUCCUGAAAGUGCAGUCUCUCAUUUCAGAAGUGAAAAACAUGUUAAGAAGACAAAGCUAAAGAGAUUAAGCAAUAAACCUACUAAGGAAAUAAAUACGAAUUCAGAUUUCAAACAACUAAAUGCAGAGCCAGCUGGUUCUUUUGACAAUAUGGUUCAUAGAGAGUACGAUUUGCUGGACGAUCGUUGAGAUGAUACUUUAUUUUAUGAUAUGUACCUUAUAUUUGUAUAGCACUCUAUUUACUACGUUCUUGAGGACAUUCUUUGAUGAAAUUGUUGAAGACAUGCAUAUUUUAAAACACCUCUGCGUAUUACUCGUGUGCUGUACAUAUAAAAGUAUUUACAGUGAAUUCAAAAUUAUGUUUGCUGGAUUCUAAUUUCUUGAUAUAUUUUUUGUUACUGUGUUUUUAAAGAAAAUAUACAAAUGAGUAACAUAGUCACUGUUCUUAUUAUAUAUUAUUUUUUAUAUUAUUUUUAUAUUGUCUUUGAUUUGUUUUUACAAAGUUUGCA
Molecule: messenger RNA, 1399 nt
Organism: Stegodyphus dumicola
Lineage: Eukaryota; Metazoa; Arthropoda; Arachnida; Araneae; Eresidae
Molecular function (GO): zinc ion binding; nucleic acid binding
Source: RefSeq, a predicted model, not a curated record